This is a messenger RNA of Sphenostylis stenocarpa, 1068 nucleotides long. The record is from the annotation of a GenBank genome assembly. NCBI's taxonomy places the organism in Eukaryota, Viridiplantae, Streptophyta, Magnoliopsida, Fabales, Fabaceae.
AUGGAUUCUGCUCUUGUUAGGCAAUUGAUUGGUUGUGGCUUAAUGGUUUUCUGUUUUAAUUCUGUUUCUUGGCUUAAGAAGAUUCUUGGUGCUUCUGAUGUAUUUGCCUACUUGGUGUCUGUUAAUUUCCUGUCUUCGCUUGCGGCUGCUAGAGCAGACAACUUUUACUAUCCUCCAGAAUGGGAACCGAGUCAGGGUUCACUGAACAAGUUUCAUGGUCAGCAUGCAUUGCGGGAGAGGGCGAGAAAAUUAGAUCAGGGUAUCUUGAUUAUAAGGUUUGAGAUGCCUUAUAAUAUAUGGUGUGGAGGAUGCAAUUCAAUGAUUGCAAAGGGUGUUCGGUUCAAUGCAGAGAAAAAGCAAGUUGGGAAUUAUUACUCAACAAAGAUAUGGAGCUUCACUAUGAAAUCUGCUUGCUGUAAACAUGAGAUCGUCAUUCAGACUGAUCCUAAGAAUUGUGAAUAUGUCAUUAUUAGUGGAGCCCAGAAAAAAACCGAAGAUUUUGAUAUUGAGGAUGCCGAAACUUUUGAAUUGCCUGCCGACGAAGAGAGGGGUAAGCUUGCAGAUCCAUUUUACCGCCUUGAACACCAGGAAGAAGACUUGAAGAAAAAGAAGGAAGCUGAACCAGUGCUUGUACGUCUCCAGAGGCAGUCUGAUACCAGGCAUUCAGAUGACUACGCUCUCAAUAAGGCCCUUCGGGCCCGGCUUAGAAGUCAAAAGAAAAGGGUUGCUGAAGAAGAGAAUGCUUCCAAGAAAAAAGGCCUCGGCAUAAGACUAUUGCCAGCUACUGAAGAAGAUUCUGCCACAGCAAAAAGAGUGAAGUUUCCAACUAAGUUUGACAAGAAUGGAAAGGACAAACGGGCACUGAUCAAUGCUGAAUCCAUCUUCUCUGGAGUGUCUAGCUAUUCUAUCUCUGAUAAGAGAAAACAGGAGCUACAAACAAAACGAAGAAAAAUUUGUGCAACUUCAGCCUCAAGCCUUCUAGCUGGUGGCUUUAAGCCAUCAUCAUGGUCACAGGCUGCUUUGCUAUCAGGCAAGAAAAAGGGAGCUUCGAUUAUUGUGAGACGCUAG